AUGUUGUCUGCAAUCAAGCUAUUAACUAACCGAUCAACGAUUUUUCAGACCAUCCUUCCUCCACUUUCGAAGAGACAGCUUAUCAAUGCCGCCAAUGUGCCACCUUCGGUGUGCCAGGAAGUCGGCAUGGAUAGCACCAGCACAAUGGAUUUAGGCGUCACUACCGAGGAGUGGUGCCGCAAGUCUACAGGAUGUGUGGAAGCAUCAGCUUAUCCCAUGGAAGUACAAACUGUGGAGAUAGAGGAGGUCAUUUAUUUGGAUGUGUCACUGAUAUAUGCAUAUUUCUGUCUCAAUUGCCUAAUCUACUAA
Echinococcus granulosus is the source of this 309-nucleotide messenger RNA. RefSeq lists its product as hypothetical. The transcript has a single exon. NCBI's taxonomy places the organism in Eukaryota, Metazoa, Platyhelminthes, Cestoda, Cyclophyllidea, Taeniidae. Bases 1 to 309 code for a protein of 102 amino acids. The record is from RefSeq and is a predicted model, not a curated record.